This is a messenger RNA of Salvelinus namaycush (lake trout), 815 nucleotides long. Its product is annotated as urea transporter 1. Gene Ontology annotation, cellular component: membrane. The coding region runs from base 27 to 815 and encodes 262 amino acids. Gene Ontology annotation, molecular function: urea transmembrane transporter activity. Gene Ontology annotation, biological process: urea transmembrane transport. The record is from RefSeq and is a predicted model, not a curated record. The transcript is spliced from 5 exons. NCBI's taxonomy places the organism in Eukaryota, Metazoa, Chordata, Actinopteri, Salmoniformes, Salmonidae.
CCAUCUGCUGUUAACGCUGCGUCAGGAUGUGGGUCGAGGAAAAGGCCAAACCGGAGUCGAACCGGAGAACGGUCGGCAUGCGCCAGCAUUUUGUUAAUGGUCUGGUCUACUGCACUGGAGACAUGGUGCACUUCAGCCGGUACAUGGAGGACAAGGCCUUCAUUUUCCAGCUGGUUGAGUGGAGUAUGCGGGGUGUAGCCAGGGUCAUCCUGGCCAACAACCCCCUGAGUGGUGUUCUGAUCCUGGGAGCUCUGGUCUGGGCCUCCCCCUGGCAGGCUCUACUGGGGACCCUGGGUCUACUGACCUCUACGCUCACUGCUGUUAUCAUAGGACAGGACAGUGAGGAGGUAUCCGGAGGACUCCAUGGGUUCAAUGGGAUGCUGGUGUCUCUGUUGAUGGGGGUGUUCAGCUCUGCAGGAGACUGGUACUGGUGGCUGCUACUGCCUGUCUGUCUGGGGGGAGCUACCAGUACGUUCCUCUACAGUGGCCUGGCUCCCCUGCUAGAUAAGUGGGACCUACCUGUGGCUGUGUUCCCCUUCAACAUGGUGAUCCUGCUCUACCUGGCCUGUACUGGUUCCUCUAACCCCUACUACCCUCACCACCCUGCCACACCACUAGGGGAGCUAGAGAGCAACGCUACCCAGCUCAGCCUCACUCAGCUCCUGCAGGGGGUGCCGUUGGGUGUGGGUCAAAUUUAUGCCUGUGAGGACCUGGGCCCCUCUGUGUUGAUCCUGGGAGCGACGCUGCUCUACUCACCUCUACUGGGCUCACACGCCCUGCUGGGCUCUGGGGCCGGCACACUCGCAGGUGAGUAG